UCGUGCCAAGCAUUAGUUGUCGAUAUGAUGGAGAAGUCCCCUCACGAAGACAUAACUGGCGGCAAGGUCUCGCCUCAGCUGAGCAGUGAUGCAGGCUAUACUGCCGAGUAUCCUGUCGAGAAGGCUCCUCUUAUGACCAGACUCGGUCUANACCCCGAUUCGUUCAAACGCCGCACUCUUGACGACAAGCACAAUCAACUGAACAAGACUCUGAAGGGUCGUCAUUUGAGCAUGAUCGCGAUUGGCGGUUCCAUUGGUGCUGGGCUAUUUGUGGGUUCAGGCGGUGCAUUGAGAUCCGGAGGUCCCGCAUCGCUCUUGAUUGGUUUCGGCAUCAUGGGUAUCAUGAUCUUCAAUGUCGUCUACGCUCUUGGAGAAAUGGCCAUCAUGUAUCCCAUCUCGGGCGGCUUCUAUACUUACUCUGUUCGCUUCAUCGAUCCUGCGUGGGGUUUCGCCAUGGGCUGGAACUACGUCUUCCAAUGGGCUAUCGUCCUUCCACUUGAACUCGUCGUCGCAGGUCUCACGGUCAACUACUGGGGUGCAGAUGUUAAUGUCGGCGUCUGGAUCACGGUCUUCUUCCUUCUUAUCGUCAUCAUCAACAUCUUCGGAGUCCUCGGCUAUGCUGAAGAAGAGUUCUGGGCGUCGCUGCUGAAACUAUCCACUGUGUCCAUUUUCUUGAUCAUGGGUGUCAUCUUUGUCUGCGGAGGGNGUCCUUCCAACGGCAAGUUCAGCGAGUAUCAAGGCGCAAAGUACUGGUACAAUCCGGGCGCAUUCGCCGAUGGUUUUCCCGGUCUCUGCUCGGUCUUUGUUACUGCUGCAUUCUCUUUCUCUGGAACUGAGCUCGUUGGUCUUGCUGCUGCAGAAUCUGCUACCCCUCAAAAGUCUCUUCCCUCUGCUAUAAAGCAAGUGUUCUGGCGCAUCACUCUUUUCUACAUUCUGGGCUUAUUUUUCGUCGGUUUGCUUGUUCCUUACAACGACCCUCGUCUUCUCGGAUCUGGUGGCUACCUCGAUGUUUCUACUUCACCUUUCGUCAUCACCGCCGUGGAUGCCGGUAUUCCUGCAUUUGGUGACUUUGUCAAUGCUGUCAUUCUGGUCUCGGUCAUCUCAAUCGGUCUAUCUGGUGUCUAUGGAGGAUCUCGUACAUUGACCGCAUUGGCUGAACAGGGCUACGCUCCCAAGGUCUUUACAUAUGUCGACAAAGCCGGUCGUCCUCUAUGGUCCACCAUCUUCGUCCUCGCGUGGGCUCCUCUUGCCUACAUUACCCUUGCCAGCACAGGUGUCAUUGUGUUCAAUUGGCUGCAGUCGCUUUCCGGUCUGGCUGCUCUAUUCACCUGGGGUUCCAUCUGUCUUGCGCACAUCCGCUUCCGCGCUGCUUGGAAAUACCAAGGCCACAGCGUUGACGAGCUUCCUUUCAAGGCUGUCUUUGGAGUUGUCGGCUCAUGGAUUGGACUGAUUCUGAUCAUCCUAGUCCUCAUCGCUCAGUUCUACGUUGCCAUCAAACCCCUUGACGCCGAGGCCUUCUUUGCUUCCUAUCUUGCCAUCUUCGUUGUCAUUGCCUUUUAUAUCGUCGGGUGGCUGUGGAAGCGCCAGGGCUGGCACAGGCUUGCUGAUAUCGAUGUUGACUCUGGCCGUCGUGAGAUUGAUUGGGAGCACUUUAACAAGACGAGGGCGGUGUACGGGUCGUACCCCAAGUGGCGCAAGUUCUUGAGUCAUCUGUUCUAG
This is a messenger RNA of Aureobasidium uvarum, 1719 nucleotides long. NCBI's taxonomy places the organism in Eukaryota, Fungi, Ascomycota, Dothideomycetes, Dothideales, Saccotheciaceae. The record is from the annotation of a GenBank genome assembly.